UUAAAAACAUUAGCAGUGACAGUGGCAAGCAUACAGUGAAACUCAAGUGGUCAAUUUAGUGUAGUGUCCAAUUUACCCGACAGAGGAAUGAAUUUAAUAUAGGUGUCCGAGAAAUGAAACGGAAAAGGUGUAAUAGUACCUCAGGCGUCGCAUGGUGACGUGUGUCUCGCUCUAACCAUGUCCCUAGACGACGUCGCCACUAUGCGCUACGUACUCUUCUGUCUUCUGUCCUUAUCUUUCAAUAGGAACCUCGCGUUUGUGCUCGACAAACAAAACCCAUAUUCGCAGUUCCGUAAAUGGAACGCGGGGUUGAAUGGCACACUCGAAUUGGAAUUUAAAACUGACCAGCCCAACGGUUUACUUUUGUAUACGGACGAUGGUGGCACUUACGACUUUUUCGAACUAAAAUUAGUGAAUGGUGCGUUGAGAUUAAGGUACAAUCUGGGCGGCGGGGCUCAGAUUAUAACGGUCGGGAAUAAUCUCAACGAUGGACACUGGCACAAAAUUCAGGUGGCGCGUCGUGACGAGCACACGUCACUCACGGUGGACGAAGCUACACAGAGCAAAACGUCCAGAGGCAAGGAGUUCGCAUUUGGAAAAUUCAACACCAAUUCCGACGUCUUCGUUGGAGGAAUACCGCCAUCAUACAAUGUAAAACUGACAACCCUAGCGUUACCUUCAGUGAUAUUCGAACCGAAGUUCAGGGGAUCGGUCAGGAACCUGGUGUAUUCUGACGGACCUGGACAUCCACCCAGGAGACAGGAGUUACGGCAUUCCAGGGAUUUAAAGUCAUCCCGCACCAGUAACACGAGUGGGGAUGCCUGUGAGCGACGUGAUCCCUGCCAGCACGGUGGUGUGUGCAUCAGUACAGAUGAUGGACCAAUCUGCGAGUGCCGGGACGGUGAUUAUGAAGGAGAAUACUGCGAAAGAGACAAAGCGCCUUCUGAAGCAACAUUCCGUGGGGCCGAGUUUCUCUCUUACGACCUCACUCAGACGGGCGGGGAACCUAUAGUCAGUACUCAGGAUGCAAUAUCGCUAUACUUCAAGACUCGUCAGCCUAAUGGACUGCUCUUUUAUACCGGUCACGAAGCCGACUACCUGAACCUCGCGGUCCGGGAUGGUGGCGUCUCUCUCACCAUGGGACUUGGGAAUGGGAAGCAAGAGAUGCAUAUCAAGCCAUCAAAGAUAAGAUUCGACGACCAUCAAUGGCACAAGCUGACAGUGCAUAGGAGAGUGCAAGAGAUAACGCCGCUUACCAGCUUUUGUAGGGUGUCAGCCGUGGUAGAUGAUGUCUAUCUGGAACAUUCUCACGUAGCUGGUUCCUUCACAAUGCUGGCGAGUUCCAGAGCGCAUGUUGGAGGCUCGUUGAAUGCGAGGGCUUUACCUGGUGCAAGGGUCCACAACAACUUCAUUGGAUGCUUAAAGAAGGUGGAAUUCUCAGCUGACACGCUACGUCUGAACCUCAUCGAUCUUGCAAGAACUGGAAGCAAGCUGAUUACAGUCACUGGUCGACUGGAGUACGCCUGCACUGCUAUCGACUCGGGUGAUCCUGUAACAUUCACCACUAGAGAUGCGCAUUUGAUCUUGCCGAAAUGGGAGGCUGUCAAAUCAGGAACAAUCUCUUUCAAGUUUCGAACCAACGAGCCCAACGGUCUGAUUGUCUUCAACAUGGGCGCUAAACCACCAAGGGCGGAUCUGUUUGCAGUUGAGAUGUUGAACGGCUACGUUUAUGUUCAUGUCGAUCUGGGCUCCGGUGGUGUGAGGGUCAGAGCUUCUAGGAGGCGAGUCGAUGACUCCCAUUGGCACGACUUCACGAUGAGAAGAAGUGGACGAGAUGGAAGGGUGACGGUGGAUGGCGCUAAUGCCGAGUUUAAAACUCCUGGUGAAUCGAAUCAGUUGGAACUAGAUGGGCCCCUAUUCGUGGGUGGUUUAGGUUCAGAAUACUCUGCCUCGAGGACGCCCCCAGCUGUUUGGACGGCAGCCUUGAGACAAGGGUUCGUAGGAUGCCUUCGAGAUCUGGUGUUAAGUGGAAAGCCACAAGAUCUAAGCGCCUACGCUCGGCAACAGGAUUCAGCAGCAGUCCGCCCAGCUUGUCAUGUGAAUCCGAAGUUUUGCGUCAAUUCUCCAUGUCAGAACGGAGCUGAAUGCGCUGAAGGUUGGAACAGGCCUCUGUGCGAUUGUUCCACUACAAAUUAUGGAGGUCCAACUUGUGGUCGAGAGUCUCCAACCAUUUUUCUCAAUGGCAGCCAACACCUCACAGCGUCACUAGGACCUGAACACAUCACGCAGACAGAGGAAUUAAUGUUACGGUUUAGAACUAAUCGAGCUGGGUUACUAGUACGGACAGCAUCGGAACAUUCAGCUGAUAGGAUUGAAGUGGCGGUUGCUGCAGGAAGAGUCCGAGCUAGUGUAAGGCUGGGAGAUCGUGAGAAGAAUCUAUUAGCGGGUACGAACGUGGCAGAUGACAAUUGGCACACGGUUAGGUUCUCACGACGAGCCUCAAAUUUAAAGCUGCAGGUGGAUGGGGCGAUGCCAGUACGCGGUAUGUUAUCUGAAACAAUAUUAGGUAAAGCUUCCACAUUGGAAAUAUCAACGUUACAUCUAGGAGGCCUUUAUCACCCAGAAGAAGAAAUACAGAUGACUUCAACUUUACCAAAUUUUGUGGGUUAUAUGCAGAAGUUUGUAUUCAAUGGAAUAAGAUACAUAGAUCUGUCAAAAACUUUAGGCAUUGGUAGUGAUGACGAAACCAACCAUAUAUAUGACACUUCUAAUAUAAUAUUUACUGGGAAAUUUAUGAAAGCCGAUGCUUUAAAUAUUUAUAAAUCUGUUACUUUUAAAUCGAAACAUACGUAUGUAGGUUUGCCAUUAUUGAAAGCGUAUGGUAGUACAUAUCUAGAUUUUUACUUCCGUACAACUGAAAUGGAUGGUCUAUUAUUUUACAAUGGUGGAAAGAAACAAGAUUUUAUAGCUGUGGAGUUGGUAAAUGGUCAUGUUCACUGUGUGUUUAAUCUUGGAGAUGGUGUUGUUACUAUGAAGGAUAAGUUGAAGAAUUUCCUGAACGACAAUAGGUGGCAUUCAGUAUCUAUUAGACGACCAACGCCGAAAAUACAUACUUUGCAAGUCGAUGAAGAUUUGGAAAUGCACACAACGGGUUCAAAUUUAAUGUUAGAUUUAGACAGUAUUCUGUUUGUGGCUGGUGUACCGAGGGAUAUGUACUCUUCAUUACCUGUAGGAGUGAUAUCUCGACAAGGGUUCGAAGGAUGUAUUUCAAGUUUAGACUUACCUGGAGAAUCUCCUUCAUUGACCGAUGACGCUAUUGUGCAAAGUUCUUCUAUAGCAUCUGGAUGCGAGGGUCCAACAAAAUGCACGCACAAUGCGUGUUCAAAUAAGGGUGUAUGUGUGCAACAAUGGAAUACAUACGUUUGUGACUGUGAUCUCACCUCCUUCACCGGACCCACGUGCUACGAUGAAUCAAUAGCAUACGAGUUUGGUCCAGGCCGAGGUAUAAUCACGUACACAUAUCCGACCAGUUCCGUGGUAGAUACUGAAACGGAUAAGGUUGCUCUUGGAUUUGUUACCAGUAAGGCCGACGCAGUUUUGCUAAGAAUUGAAUCUUCCAACACCCAGGAUUAUAUGCAGAUGGAAAUUAUUCGCGGCAACUUAUUCAUGGUUUAUAACGUUGGCGGUGGGGACCAUCCCCUCGGUGAUGAAGCAGCAAGGGUUGACGAUGGAGCAUAUCAUGUAGCCAGGUUCACAAGAAACGGUAGUAGAUCUGCCCUGCAAUUGGAUAACUACGCUGUUAAUAUUAGACAACCUCAAGGUGGUCAGCCGUCUACUAUCUUCAACAGCAUGUCGACCAUCACAGUGGGCGGCGGAGCUGGCGGCUCCCGAACGUUCAGUGGUGUGAUGGCCGGUUUAGUGGUCAAUAGUGUGCGGGUUCUAGACCUGGCCGCCUCUGGUGACCCCACAGUGUCUGUUAGAGGCGACGCGAGGAGAGCUCACACUCCGCUGGAUAGGGACAUUAAUAGAAUGCAGCAGGGUGACACCAGUGGUAAAUUGAUGAAGCCUUGCGACGACGAAGACUGCAUUGAGGGAUCAGGAUCUAACGGUGAAGAAAUCACUGAACCAGAGCAUCCUAUGACAACAUCCGGAGCAAGUAGUACACACAGCAUGACUUCACCGACUGUGUCCAUAACGCCCACCGAACAUAUAGACAAGUCUCUCGAAGGUUCUACAGAUGCAGCAACGGAUACUACAGGGGGUAGUACAAAAAGUAGUACAGAUACGCAAACUACAUUACCCGAUCAUGAUAAUAUGCACGCUGGCACUGUUGAUAGUGCAAGUACUCCUGAGAGAAGAACAACACCGACGGAUGACCACACCCACACACACCAUUAUACCCCAACACAAACAGGCCGACACACACCAGAGGAUAUGACGCAUACCACAGAAGAAGAUACAAAUCAUAUACCGGAAUACGAAGAUAGAAGAGAAAAUGAGAUAGAAGGAAGAACUCCGACAUAUGAGAUCGGUAUUGGGAGUGAACUAGAGAGAUCAAGAGGACGCGGACAUCAAGAUUACAAUGGAUACGAUAUAACAACAAAGUGGUAUCAACCAAAGACAACGGACAACAGAGUGGUGCCGCCGGAAUCAGAGUUCUUUGCAACAAUAGUUGGUAUCGUAGCUUCAGUGUUAAUAGCAAUAAUUCUGAUCGUGAUCAUCGUGCUCAAGUAUAUUGUGUUCAAACUACCCUCAUACAAGGUAACAGAGGACAAAAGUUACCAACAAGGUGCUAGUGCUGCGCUGCUUGGAAAUCAGGCACAUUCGAGUUAUCAGAGUGGGGCAUCAAGUGGGAUGACUGGUGGCGCAGUAAGAAACCUGCAACCAUUACCGUUGAACAGAAAUGGUACAGCACCGACCGCUCCACUCCCAACGCAGCCGGUCAAACGCGACGGUAUCAAAGAGUGGUACGUGUAAGCAAUGUGAUGACUUCAUAUCAAAGACAGUAGAUUUUAAUGAGUGAGUGUAUUCCUUAGUCGCUUGGACCCUCGAUGACCUCGCAGACACCGAUCUGGAGAUUACAAUGUCAAUAUGAGAUGUAUAAACAACGUUGAUGCUAUAAAUGGAAAAGGACGCGUGUUUGUUGAUAUAUAAGCAGAUAUGUUGCUUUAUGAAAUAUAAGAUGAUAAUGUAAGAUGAAGUACUGACUGACUCGCAAGUGUUUAGAAUUGUAAAUAAUAAUUAUUGUAAUGUUAUAGUGAAUCACUUGUGCGAGCGGAGUUGCAAUUUUAAUUCAAUAUGUGAAAUUAACGUUAAUAAAAUCUGGAAUUGCAUUUAACAAACUGUGUGUAAUAUAUUAUUAAUAUAGGAAAACAAAUUUUUAUCCGAAUAACUUUAUGGUAAAUAAGUGUAUUUGCUUCCUAGGUUCUAGAAAUAAAGAAAUAAUCUAAUUUUAUUAGGGAAGAUGAUAUAAAGUUAUCAUCUACAGUAAUUAACAAAUUUAAAUAAAGUUUGUAAGCAUCGGUCAGUAAGAGCACGGAUACCGUGAGUACUAGGUGUUGCGAUUUUGCG
Molecule: messenger RNA, 5571 nt
Organism: Achroia grisella
Lineage: Eukaryota; Metazoa; Arthropoda; Insecta; Lepidoptera; Pyralidae
Product: neurexin-1-like
Exons: 27
Coding region: 178-4977 (1599 amino acids)
Source: RefSeq, a predicted model, not a curated record